Messenger RNA from Menidia menidia (Atlantic silverside), 1673 nucleotides. NCBI's taxonomy places the organism in Eukaryota, Metazoa, Chordata, Actinopteri, Atheriniformes, Atherinopsidae. The record is from the annotation of a GenBank genome assembly.
AUGAGAGAGUACAAAGUAGUGGUUCUCGGCUCCGGUGGAGUGGGUAAAUCCGCAUUGACUGUCCAGUUCGUGACUGGGUCUUUUAUAGAGAAGUACGACCCGACGAUAGAGGAUUUCUACAGGAAGGAGAUCGAAGUGGACUCUUCUCCCUCCGUCCUGGAGAUCCUGGACACCGCGGGGACCGAGCAGUUCGCCUCCAUGCGAGACCUCUACAUCAAAAACGGGCAGGGCUUCAUCCUGGUCUACAGCCUGGUCAACCAGCAGAGUUUCCAGGAUAUCAAACCCAUGAGGGAUCAGAUCAUUCGGGUGAAAAGGUACGAGAGGGUGCCGAUGAUUCUGGUCGGAAACAAAGUGGACCUGGAGGGGGAAAGGGAGGUCUCGUCCGGCGAGGGGAAGGCUCUGGCGGACGAGUGGAACUGCCCGUUCAUGGAAACUUCAGCCAAAAAUAAAAGCUCUGUAGACGAACUGUUUGCAGAGAUAGUCCGACAGAUGAACUAUGCCUCGACACCAAACGGCGACGACCAGUGCUGCUCGUCUUUUUGCAAUGUGUGUUGCAGCAAGUCUGUACUGUUGAGCUCUUCUUCAUGUCUCACCCUGGCCUUGGAGGAAAAUGAAGGGAGGAAUGCUGCAGGGGAACGGGAGGAGGAGGGGAGCAACCGAGACAGAGGGAGGGGUCCACUCAUCAGGAAUUCUGUUGGGUUGGCGUAUCUUUGCUGCACGAUCAGUGUCCACUAUGGAUGUCAACACCGAGACAGACCCCCCCCCCCCUUUGCCAGUUCCAACUGUACUCCCGAAUGGAAGUAAACUCCAGUGGAAAAGAUACGGAGAGUAAAACUUAGAGAAACUCUUAAAUGGAUAUUUGUGUAUAAGAAGACAGGGAGAUAGAAUAUAUUUUGUUAAGUAACUGCACAGUUGCGGGGUCAAAUUUUGGGCGCCCUAACCCAGUUAGGAGCAACGCUCUGAGGCACUGAGUCCUCUUUCUUUUUUCCAAAGCCAGAAGAAAACCACAUAUCUGGUGGAGUAAACUUGACAAAAGCCACUUUUUUUCCUUUUUUUUUUAUUUUCUCGACGUUUUCCUCGAUGUGUGACAGGACCCUAGCUGACGUGAUAUGGGGACGCUGACAUCAUCGCCCUUGUGUCGAGUGCCUUUCCAAAACAAAUCAGCUGUUCAGAUAAUGUGCCAACCUACAUGUAUCACCAAAAGAACCCUUCAACGUGGCAAUCUACAAGCUAGUGAACUCUUCUACUGGAUAAUCUUGUAAUGGUGGAGACAGACAGCAUAAAAAACAAAGUACUACUUUUUUUUUUUUUUCCUAGUGGAAUGGUGUUUUUUUUAAAUGUUUUACAUUGGCCUUUUGAACUGUUUGCAUACUGCAAUGUCUGCUUGGUCUGGCCAGAUCUAUAUCUUGAAAUGCACAGGUACAGGAACAGUUCACAUCACUUUACCUUCCAGGCCACCUGAAUCAAAGGAAUUCUGUUUGUUCUGUUAAUUUUUUGGUUUUUAACAGGAUAUGUGAAUAUUUACUGUUGACAAAUCUAACCUGAUUGUAAGUUUAAUUUCAGACCAGCCGUUUACCAGUGGGCUGUCUGUUUUAAAAACAAAAAGACUUUUAAUACAAAUGGCAUUUUUAAAAAAAGAGAGACCUGGUUGUGUUUUAUUUUUCCAUAUUUGA